This is a messenger RNA of Culex quinquefasciatus (southern house mosquito), 849 nucleotides long. RefSeq names its product UPF0598 protein CG30010. NCBI's taxonomy places the organism in Eukaryota, Metazoa, Arthropoda, Insecta, Diptera, Culicidae. The record is from RefSeq and is a predicted model, not a curated record. Bases 130 to 777 code for a protein of 215 amino acids. The transcript is spliced from 2 exons.
CUUAUCAGUUCGGUUUUGUUUUGAUUUGCGAAGGGGAGCUCAAAAUCAGCUGUUGUUUGUUUUGAUUUGCUUAUCUUUUUUUAAAAUUUCUUAAACGUUAAAGGUUUUAGUCUAAUUUUUUUUCUAAAAAUGAUAUUUAAACGAUUUUUCAGUUCGACACCCUGUCGAUUACUUCCUUCGAGCGUAAAAUAUGUCCAAGGUCAAUCACCGGCACCGAAAAUACGCGAAUACUUUUACUACAUCGACCACGAAGGAAUGCUCUUCCUGGACGACGCCCGCAUCAAAAACUUCACCUCGUGCUUCAAGGAGCGCAAGUUCCUCGAGUUUUUCUUCAAACGCAUCCGGCCCAACGAAAUCACCGCCGAGGCGAGCGCCCACUUCCGGGACCACUUUCCGUUUGUAUCGCUGUGCGGCCGCGAGCGCAACUUUAUCCGCUGCGACGACGUUCCGGCGGUUUUCACGCACGUGUUCCGUGACAAGGAAGGGGAGCGAUUGUCGUACGGGCACGCUGGGGACGCGUUGAGCGUUCCGUGGGAACCGGCGCGGGUGUGUAUGUUUCCGGCGAGUGGGCGCGUGUACCAUCCAGCCCCGGAGCGGUACGGGUCGGUGGGGUUGAUCCGGUCGCGGCUGGCGAUUGAACUGAGCAAGGACUUUAGCUUUGGGAAUGGGGAGGAGCAACCGCCGACGCACUUUUGCUGGAACGGAACCACGCACGAGCUGGACACGGAGUGGUGGAAGAGCACCUACAUCAACCGGAGGGGGGAGGUUUUGGAGUAGGGAAACGGUGAUAUCCUUAGAUUAGUCUUAGUCAUGUUGUGAGGAGGGUUGAAAUAAACCGAUUUAAUCGUC